CGACACUGACUGAAACACCAAACUACUGCAGCAACAUCCAACCCUAUAGGGAAGGAAGAAAAAUACUACUCCACACUUUUCUACUACUACUACUACUAGAUGCCAUCACCAGAAAUCUACUGAAACUUGACUGAACAAAAUUGCGUGUUUUUAUUUGAUAUUAACUUGCUUCUAAUCGUACUUAUUUGAAACCAAUUCUCUAUGUGCUUGUGCUUAGCUGAAGAGUAAUGAAAGCUGUAUGUGAUCCGCAAAAAAAAUCAAAUUAGCAGAAAAAUUAAUCAAGCGAAAUCAAUCAAUUGUGAUACAAAAGAAAAUUUUGGCUUCCUUCGAACCCCUAUCUUAAUGAGCUAAGCUUUUUCUAUAUCGGAGUGAGUAGUAUAGAACUCAUAUCACCCUGGCAAAAAAGGGGUUCAAAUAUCAUUGAAUCGACGAAUAAGAAAAGCGUAACGACAAACUUGAGCAAUCCAAUCAAUCAGUAUGAAAGAAAAUGUGAUCCUGGAGAGUGAUAUUUCAUGGUGGAAAAAGAAGUGAUAAUAAUUGCUGUAUUAGGUAAAACGACCGCCGAGGGACACAAAAGUUCGGGACAAGGGAAUGUGUAUUGCUCUCACAAGAAUUGCGGUGCGUCGGUUUUCAUCCUAACAAUAGCCCAUACCGUUGCGACAAGUAUAAAGCAAAAAAAAAAGGGACAGGGCCUUAUUGUGUCGCGAGAUCGAUUACCGAUUCCGAGUCGGUGGGUGGUGGUAGGUGGAAUAAACAAACAGCACCCAGAGAAAGCGAAAGGUACUUGGCCAUCGUCACAAUCUGUUGGGGCAAAAGUGUGAUUAUAUAACCCAUCAGCAUCGGGAAUCAUCUUUCGGUGUUGAGCGAGAGAAAGAGGAGAGGAAACGGUAGGAGACUAAUAGCAGUAGGCGAGGCGAGAGCGCGUUUGUCUCAGUGAUUGGUAGCAGCACCUCCGGAGUAAUGCCCAACAACUGCUGUUCACUGCCGGGGGCAUCCUGGUAGUAGGCGCUGCAGAACAACAAGUCUCGUAAAGCCAAAAGGAUAAAUGUAAAUUUUUGCGAUCACAGAAGGCGGCGGGUGUUGUCAUUUCGCUUUUGGUGCCGGAAGAGAGGCGUGUUAGUCUCGGAGGAAACGCUAAAUUUAGCCACAAAGCCACGAGUUGUGGCCCACGACGUUCCAUCAUCCAACAUCAAAUCCACCUGCCGCUGCCGGUGAAAUUUGGCUCAGCGCCGUCGUGAUUGUUUGCUUCCUGAUUCCCCCGAUAGAUAGAUACGUAGUCGCUUUGAGGGUUUCGAUUGUGAACCAUAUUUGGCAUUGAUUGGAAUCGGAAUCGGAAUAACACGAGUCCGACCAAAUGACGAUCCCGGUUGAGUACGCUCCGACCGCCGAGGCAUCGGAUGAUGAUCCCAUUCUGUUCCUGACGAGGCGGAGAGGAAAACAUGUUUGUCCGCAGCAAGGAGCACAUCCUACUAGUGUACAAUAAUAGAGUCGUUACCGUUGUCGUUGUUGUUGUUGAUGUUGUUGUUGAUGUUGAUGUUUGUUCAUAGUAGCAUUUGUUGGAAGCUUUGGAAUACCGAGCGCAUACAUAAACAUCCCUCUCUGUGGACACUUCUUUCGGACUGGGAGAAGUAGUCGACAGCAGCAGCAGGAGCAAAAGCACUGAUAGAUAAAAGCAGGGAGCUACAGCCGUCAUCAUGGGUAAUGGAAUGAACAAGGUAAUGCCGGGGUUGUACGUAGGCAACUAUCGGGAUUCGAAAGACUAUCAACAGUUAGAUCGUUACCAAAUCACGCACAUCGUCUCAAUACAUGAUAGCCCAAGGCGUUUCCAUCCGGAUAAACACUACCUCUGUGUGAUGGCCGCCGAUACACCGGACCAAAACCUCUCGCAAUACUUUUCCGUCUGUAACGAUUUUAUACACGCCGCCCGGCUCAAGGAUGGCAACGUGCUGAUCCACUGUCUGGCCGGAAUGUCCCGCUCGGUGACGGUGGCCGUGGCAUACAUCAUGUCCGUUACACCACUCAGCUGGAAGGAAGCGCUCAAGGUGGUGCGCGCAGGUCGUGCCAUCGCUAACCCGAAUCUCGGCUUCCAGAAUCAACUGCAGGAGUUUGAGUGCUACAAAAUAUUAGAUGAAAGAAGACGACUUAAGGAACGAUUUCCCAGCAUAGCUUUGGAAUGUAAUGAUAGAGACCAAUGCUUUAUAGCUUUAGAUAAUUACGAAAUGUUGCUAGAAAACAAAGGUAUUUGCGAAGGCCAGUGUAAAUUUGCUAAAGAUUGUCCAACAGGAAUCUGCCGUUCGGAAUCACGUGGUGGCCUCCGUCGCAAGGGAAGUACAGCAUCGAGAAAGCAAUAUAACCUCUCUUCAUCACCAUCGACAUCGUCUCAACUGUCCGUACGAAGCGCUGCUCAGUCCUGUCCGACUUCACCACGGUGCUCCAAGAGUAAUAAUGGUGGCACCCCAGGGCAACGGAACAAUCCCCGGGUGGCCGGGGAGUAUGCAGCUGAGAUCGAUAUUGGCGAACUGUCCGAGCUGAGACGCAGUUCCAGCAUUGUUAGUACCUUCAGACCUCGCAGCAGUCCGGCCGGGCUCUACUCCUAUACGGGUUCUGCUCCACCGUCCAUCCAUGGUUCACGGGUCGAUUUAACCAGCGGUACCGGAUCGGCCAUCUAUCUCGGUGCCAGUCCUCCAUCAGCUAGUCCUUCACCCGGAGUCAGUCGCCGUGUUAGCCUAAGGUCACCGAAAUCUACCCCCAAAUCCACCCCAGAUUCAUCACCAAAGCCUUCACCGAAAAGAAUUGCCCCAUCAAAAGCCUCUGCCAUAUCACAAGCCACUAGUAGUUGUAGCAAUAAUAGCAACAGUGCAUCGCCGAUGAAAACUGUUGGCAGCUCAAAACCGAACUCAAAACCACCAACCGCUUGUGGCAGCUAUGCCACCAAAUUACCAGCCAGGGCAUCACCUUCCCUUUCAUCCCUAUCGCAACAGCCACCAUCGAAACUAGCAGAAAAAUCCCCUAUCAAAAGCACAAGCAACAGCAGCAGCAAGAAAUGACAGGCACCAAAUAAUAGAACAUAAAAUGUGAACGCUUGUUGUAAAAGCUAAAAGAAGAAUCCAAAAAAGCAAAAAUCAAAUGUCGAUAUUUUUUGUCUAAACCAUUAAUAAUGAUGAUAUAUUUACCACACACCGCAAAACAAAGAAAAAAAACAGCACACGUGUCACAAAGUGAGAGCAAAUGAAAUAAAUUGAAUUGUGAAAAAAGUUGCGAAGCGCAAUGUUAGCAUGAAACGAAAAUCUAAAUUAAAAAAAAUAACACAGCACUCCCCGAGGGGCGGUAUCAGUUGGAAUAAUUUGAUAAUAAUGGAGACGCGACGUAAUCCACAGUAUAUUUAGCAAUUUUGUGAAAUUUUAUUUUAUACGAAAACGAUAAAGUGCAAGAAAACGGAAUACCAUGUUUUAUUGGCUUGUACAAAAAAGAAAAAAA
Molecule: messenger RNA, 3477 nt
Organism: Ochlerotatus camptorhynchus
Lineage: Eukaryota; Metazoa; Arthropoda; Insecta; Diptera; Culicidae
Product: mucin-2
Exons: 7
Coding region: 1695-3047 (450 amino acids)
Biological process (GO): signal transduction; protein dephosphorylation
Cellular component (GO): cytosol
Molecular function (GO): protein tyrosine phosphatase activity; protein tyrosine/serine/threonine phosphatase activity
Source: RefSeq, a predicted model, not a curated record